AUCGAGUAUGAGCUACGCGUCACAUGGGUCUGAAGCCGCUAAACGAACUAGCGAGGUCUCCUCGGCCGUCCAAAGGACCUGAGGCUGCUGUGGAAUAUCCUUGCUUCUCUUCCUGCACAAGUGAGCAAGAAUGCUGGACAUGGGCAGCGACGGAGUACCCAUGAGGGUCCUGCAACGGGUCACGCUGAAUGACGGCUCUGAGGUACCUGUGUUGGCCUUUGGAACGGGUACAGCUCAAGCAUUUGGUGAUACCUCGAAUGUCGUUCAACGAGCUUUAGACAAGGAUCUUGUCCAUCUCGAUUGUGCUUGGUGGUAUAAGAACCAAUCCUUUACUGCUCAAGGUAUCAAGGCCAGUGGGAAGAAGAGAGAAGAAAUAUAUCUAUCGAGUAAAGGGGGAGACUUUCAUGGUGAUCCAGAAAAUUUUGACGCCAGGGGAUUCUUGGAGGUCUGUCUCAGAGACCUAGAUGUUCCCCAUGUGGACAUGUUCCUGCUGCACGCCGAUAUCCUUGUUCCAGAGGACGUCAUGAAACCGUGGAAACAGAUGGAGCAAAUCAAGCGAGAGGGAUUGGCCAAGUCCAUCGGCGUAUCAAACUUUAGCUCAAAAUCCUUGCAGAUCAUUCUGAAUCACUGCGAGAUCAAACCAGCCGUGAAUCAGGCCGAGUUUCAUCCCUACUCUCGACCCCAUUACAUGCCGUCCCUUUUACCUCUGUGCGAAGCAAACGAUAUCAAGAUUGAGUCGUUCGGCCCUUUGGUCCCUCUCAUCCGACAUACAGGUGGACCUGUGGACGAGGCGGUCCAAAGUGUGCUCCGAGAGCGAGACGUAAAAGGCGAGACAGAGGGCCAGAUACUAUUGAUGUGGAACCGACAGGUCACGAAUGGGAUCGUCAUAACCACCACAACCAAAGACUACCGCAUGGAGGAACAAGCAGCCCCAUUCUGGACGACCACUACCAUACCUCCUUUGUCGUCACAGCAUAUCGAUCGAAUCACUGCAGCGGGCGAAAGCGCACCCUACAGGCAUUGGGGGACUCAUUGGCCUUACUUGAUGCAAGGAGAAGGAGGGCAUCAAGCUUGUCCUGUUGGAUCAACCCAUCGGAAACGUCCAGAGGAUCCUUUGGCACAUCUCAGAACGGUUCGAAGCAUGAGCUCGGGAACUUGAGAUGAGGUCGCAUCAUUGCUUUGGCGACAGUCAAGUCCGUAUCGCUGCGCAGCUGCCAUACGCCAAGUCGAAGCUGGACUAGCACUCAGAUCCACGCAAAAGGAUGCAUUCGACAGGUGCUGGCCAAAGGCAGUGACUGG
Messenger RNA from Kockovaella imperatae, 1299 nucleotides. RefSeq names its product NADP-dependent oxidoreductase domain-containing protein. The coding region runs from base 131 to 1159 and encodes 342 amino acids. Gene Ontology annotation, cellular component: cytosol. Gene Ontology annotation, molecular function: aldose reductase (NADPH) activity. The transcript is spliced from 7 exons. The record is from RefSeq and is a predicted model, not a curated record. NCBI's taxonomy places the organism in Eukaryota, Fungi, Basidiomycota, Tremellomycetes, Tremellales, Cuniculitremaceae.